UUUCAGAUGAUUAAACUUAUUAUUAUUCUCUUAAUUAUUCUGUUUGAUAUUAAAUGCAAUGGAAAAUCGGUUAGAGUUGGAGUUAGAAUAAAAGAUGAUUGGGGAGAAAAAAGGGAAUUUAAUUAUUUAAAAAAUGUUGACAUAAAAAAGAGAUUUGUAUCGAAAAAAAUUAUAAAGAGAAAUAAUCAACAUGAUAUUAGCUAUUGA
This is a messenger RNA of Meloidogyne enterolobii, 207 nucleotides long. The record is from the annotation of a GenBank genome assembly. NCBI's taxonomy places the organism in Eukaryota, Metazoa, Nematoda, Chromadorea, Rhabditida, Meloidogynidae.